UACGACAAGAAAGAGAUCUAUACUUGUUUGUCAAUCUUUUACAUUGUAUUCCUCAUUUUGAUGAAAUACGGCCCGGCGGUCUUCAAGCUGUAUAGUGAUAUUAUUCUUUAUCUGCAUAGGUUGAGGAAAACAGGGAUUUAUUAGAUUUAUCUUGAAGCAGAAACAUCACCAUGUCACAAGGCAGAAAGAAGAGUAAUCGCGAUUCUGAAAAAUUCAUAGAAUCGGCUGUCUCUGGAGUAGUAAACCUGUAUAAUGACACAGGCGGCUUUGGGAUUAUAACGGAGGAUAUUACACGUAGAGAUGUAUUAUUCCUCAUAUCUGCCGUUUCAAAAGAUAGUCUGCGACGGGGUGACCCAAUACGAGUUGGAGAUGAGGUGAUAUAUGAUUUGUAUCGAGCUACGGAGGGAUUCAGGGCAGAAUCGGUUCAGAUUUUUAGUCAGGAUGUGGAAGGUUCUGACUCGGAUGAUACCAAUGAAAAUGAAAACAGCCCCAAGAGGGAAAACGUUACAACUAAUGUAAACGCGAAAAAUAAUAAGUCAGAUACUGAGGGGAAAAAUCCGAACACCACCCACACCAAAAGUAAUACCGGUGCGAACAACUCUGACACUAAUCCAAACCUGCAACCAGAUCGACGCUCAACCAUGUACAACUAUUCAUAUCCUAAAGGAUCGAAUAUUUUCAGUGCUCCGAUGAAGAACACCAGUAGGGAGUCUUUCGGCUCUGGGGUCCGUAAGCAGCAGAUGCCCACCAGAAGUUCUUCUGGUGAUGGCGGGGGUGCCAAACUUGCUGGCGAUUCGAAAGAGCGAACGAAAGGCGGCGGAACCAAUGAUGACCACGUCAAGUCAACGAAAGAAACUACUGCAGAUGAGCUACCCAAUUAUGCCAAGCAACAGAGGAAAGGAACUACUGCGUCCAAGGAGAGCCAAUCUACAGGUUCUGGUAAUAUGUUUAAAGCAGACACUGAGAAGAACCCUUCAACCACUCUCUCAAGUUUUAGCAGGGCGAGAGGCAACGCGUUUUUCAGGUUGGCUCGAGGCCAAAGAUUUGACAUGGUCAAAUCUAUAAGUUACAAGAGUGCCCUUGCAUGUUACAAGAAGGCCUACAACUGGGCGUCUAGGGACGAGGAUUUGGUAUCAGCGGCAGAAAACGCGGCAACAACGUGUUGGAGACUAGCAACGCUUAAGAUGGCAACUGAAUGUGCUUCUUACCAAAAGGUGAUUCACGAAUACUUCAAAGAUGCUCUGCAGUACUUCGGCAAAGCUUACCCCAAAAGAAACUGCAAAGGAGAAAAAUGGGCCAAACAUCUGGAGAAGUCAAUUCAGGAGUGCCUACAUGAAAUCAGAACUUGGAUCGAACUUAAGGAUGAAGAUGAUCGGAUAGAUGCUCUGACUGAAUACUUGGGAUACCUACCUUCCUGUGGCGCCAAAGUUGAGGGAUAUAUUUAUAUUGCAACCAUCUAUUUCAAGAAAGGCAAAGAAGCCUUGAAGUUUGACGAAUAUGAAAACUGCCAAGAGUACUUGAAGGACUGUCGCGUUCCUUUGGGGGAGGCAGAGAAGAUGUGUGAUAAUGUAGACUCAAUCAUUCGUUUGGAUGUCACUGCGUUGAAGAAGAAUGUAGAGUACCAUGGAGGCCUUGUCAAGAAGUCUAUAGCCAGAGCAAGAGAUGCACAAGCGCGUCAACAACGGGAACUAGCGGAGGCUAAGGAGAAGGAGAUUGCGAUGGACCAACUGAAGACUGAUAAAAAACAACUGGAUCUUCUCUCGAAAUUAUCCAUCGGAGAUUUCGUCAAGCAAGUCUAUCAAUUAUGGCCUCCUCAGGGUACUAAGGAAACACAGCCUUCAUUGUCGUCGUCAACAUCGUCGUCGUCGUUGAAGAAGCUUUUGGUCCGAGCCAUCAGGCACUAUCACCCGGACAAGAACGUCCAUGAUAUCAAGUGGCAGUUACUCUCAAGUGAAAUUACCAAAUGCCUGAACAAACGACAUGAUAUAAUAAAGUAACAGGACAAUGGCGGCUAGACUUUCAUGAAAUCAAUUCAAUAUACAAGCUGUGAUUCUUAAUAGGUCUUGGACCCUAAACACUGACGCCAGGCCUGGCCCGGCGCAAGCAUUUAGAUUAGCACUUCGA
Molecule: messenger RNA, 2124 nt
Organism: Strongylocentrotus purpuratus (purple sea urchin)
Lineage: Eukaryota; Metazoa; Echinodermata; Echinoidea; Camarodonta; Strongylocentrotidae
Exons: 7
Coding region: 171-1997 (608 amino acids)
Molecular function (GO): nucleic acid binding
Source: RefSeq, a predicted model, not a curated record